AUGAAACAAUCGUCGGUGUUACUUGUCUGCGUGGUAGUGACACUUCUGAAAAUACUGCACACAGAAGCACAUUUUAAACCUAGACACAUGGACCCAUCGUUGUCAUCGCCGUUAGGAUUCCAGCAAAUAUCCUCUCUAUCAACAUUCGGUCAGACCGACUUAAAAACUUCACUAGCAAUACAAAAAACAAUAGCUUUUAUGACUAUUCUACAGUCACAUCCGAAGUUACUAUGCAUCGUCCCGCCAUUUUUAAUAGUCGAAUUUCUCACACAACUGUCGUGCAACCCGGCGAUACUUAACGCCAUACCACACAACAUGUUAACGGGAUUCAUGACCUCGUUGACGACCGUCCCGACACUCGCAAAUGCCAUACCUCCAUCGGUGUUUGUAUCGAUCAGCAACUCACUGUCCAUUGGAACGUCCGAUGCCACUGCCACGGGACCGGCCGAAUCGCCAAGACCCGAACUCAUCCCGACUACUUUGCCAGGCACAUCGGUAAGUGCUGAAGCUACCGCCGUCCUAACGCCGUCCGCCCCAUCUCCGGGACCAGUACCAAACGUGCCAGGUAUCUCGGUCACGAAAGACGUCACAGCUUCUAUAUCGCCGGCUGUUCCGUCGUCGGGUCCAGCACCUAACUUGCCAGGUAUCUCGGUCACGAAAGACGUUGUCGCUUCUAUUUCGCCGGCUGCCCCGUCGUCGGGACCAACACCAAACUUGCCUGGUGUGUCCAUCACCAAAGACGUUACAGCAUCGAUAUCACCGAUUUCACCUCCACCAGCGGCCCCCGUCUUACCGGCAGAUUUACCCACGACCGAUGGAAUACCGCCACCAGCGGUGCCUUUAGCGCCAACACCGCCUUUAGCGCCAACACCACCUUUAGCACCAACACCGCCUUUAGCGCCAACACCGCCUUUAGCGCCAACACCGCCUUUAGCGCCAACAGCGCCUUUAGCGCCAACAGCGCCCUUAACGCCAGCCGGACCUUUAGCACCAGUCGAACCAUCGGUACCGUGUAUAGAAGUGCCAGCCAUUGGAUCACUGCCAUCACUACCAGAGUUACCGCCGAUGCCGACUCCGUCACUGUCACCGCUGUCCAUCCUGUCAUCGCUGUUUAAUAAAGGAUCAGGUAAUAGCCUGUUAGAAGCGAAAAUAGAAGCCAUACUUAAACUUUUUGCGAGUGGCAACUUAAAGUUACCACAACUGCAUUUACCUGAAUUGGGCAGUGCAGUAUCCACAAAACCGAUAAUACCUAUUAAGCCCCAUCCAUCCCAGGUGUUUAUCCUUGUACCCGCCCCGCAGCUAGGCAAGCCAGAAAUACCAUCCGCACAGGCGACCAAACUCUAUUAUAAACCAGGAUCAAUAAACCAGAUCCUCGAUUUUGUUCAUCAACGUCUAUUCACAUCUCCUCAAAAACUUUCCUUGCCAAAAAUUAACUUGCCAAAACUCAACUUACAAAAACUUAGCUUACCAAAACCCACUCUUCAAUUUCCGUCGGUGCCCGCGCAGUCUAGCCCCAUAAAAUGUCUACCCAUCUUCUCCAAAGUUCCUUGUUAA
This is a messenger RNA of Macrosiphum euphorbiae (potato aphid), 1554 nucleotides long. Lineage: Eukaryota; Metazoa; Arthropoda; Insecta; Hemiptera; Aphididae. The record is from the annotation of a GenBank genome assembly.